ACAUCAACCUGCAUCCCGUCGCGGUGACACACAGCUAUACCACCUCCCUGCCUUCCUUGUCUAUCUCGCCUCACCCAUGGCGAGUAUCCGGGAAUUUUGUCGCAUAUUGUGAUGCAGCUUUCAUCAAGGAAGGUCUCUACAGCCACUACUACAUCCACCCGAUGUCUGAGGAUGAAUGUGUGUGUUAGUUCUCCUACGUUUGUCCUGAAUCCCCUCACAUUAGCUGAGAGGACCGUGAUGCUGCUGGCGUCCAUGUUACCUUAUCAGGCAGCUAUUUGUUGGGGGUGAAGGGGCUGGACCCUCUCUCUCUCUCUCUCUCUCUCUCUCUCUCUCUCUCUCUCUCUCUCUCUCUCUCUCUCUCUCUCUCAGCUUGGUGUAUGUGGAGGCAGUCAAGGGUCGCCCGCGUCUUGGCAGGGAUGAGUGGUGGGACGCGCUCUGGCUCAGGCACUUGCAUCUUCUUGGAGAAGUGGGCAGCCAGCAGCUGGGCCUUGUCCCUGUUCCUCAUCACGAGGCCUCUGUCUGGUGCGGUGAGUGGCGGGAUAGUGUCGUCAGAGAUGAAGCCCUGCUGCUGCUUAACGCUGCUCCACCACAGCUUGUGCCUCAAGGUGCCCUUCCAUCUGUGAAUGGCCUCCUUUUGCACUCGCUUCAUACGUUUACACGCUGCCUUAUGUGCCUGCUGAGUGCAUUGAGAGGGGUGCAUUUUAUAGCGUUGCCAAACCCUACUCUUCUCUUCAGCUGCAUUUCUGCAGUGAAAGCCAAACCAGGGUUGAUCUCUGGGCUUUGACUUGUAGGUCUGGCAACAGACAUAUUUUUUCUGACAGGCCAGGAGGACGUCAUUAAACGUUUUCACCUGUUCCUCCACGCUUCCUCUCAGCAGGCAAGCUCCUCUCUGAGCCCUCUCCAGUCUGCCUGUCGCCAGAGCCAGUUGGUGCAGUUGAUCCCCUCUUCCCGGUUGACUGCCAACUUGAUGUUUGUGAGCAAGGCAAGGUGGUCCGAGGAGCCGACAGAGCCCGUUGGCUGGCAGGUGACGACACUCGUGGGGAGGUCAGUCAGGACGGGAUCAAGGGAGGAUCCUGAUGUGUGUGUGGGAAAAUAUACAUGGUUGGUAAGGCCUUAGUCAGACAGCAGCUCAUUAAAUGUCCUGGCAACGAGGUGUUGGUUCAUGUCGCCAAGGACAAUUACUUCUCUCUCUCUCUCUCUCUCUCUCUCUCUCUCUCUCUCUCUCUCUCUCUCUCUCAAACUUCAAUUAUUUGUUAACUUCUUAAGGUACCUGGGGAGCCAACUAUGUUCUUGUGUUAUUAUUAUUAUCAAUUUUGUUAUUGUUGUCAUUAUUAUAAAAUGCUAUUAUUACUUUUUACAUCCCUUAUGGAGAAUGUAUAUAAAACAUUGUUUGAUGAUGUCAACCAAAAUGAGGAUAAUACCAAUGCUUUCAACAUUGCAAUAAAUAUGAUUACUACGAUAUGAUAUUGACACUUUUAAAUACUUCAAUUUUCAGGAACACAAUUCUACUACAAACUCACUAAGUAACUAACAAUUAUCUAAAUUUAUUACAUUUAAAUAUUAUUAGAUCAUUACACAAAAACUUGGAUUCACUAAAAUCAUUACUUACUUGUUUACUCAAACUACCUGAUGCUAUUGCCCUUACAGAAACCUGGUUACAAGAAAGAGCACACUAAGCAUCUUUACUCCAUUGAAGGCUGAUGUUAUUGCCCUUACAGAAACCUGAAACCUGGUUACAAGAAAGAGCACACUAAGCAUCUUUACUCCAUAGAAGGCUGAUGUUAUAUUGCCCUUACAGAAACCUGGUUACAAGAAAGAGCACACUAAGCAUCUUUACUCCAUAGAAGAACCUCCUUCCUGGGAACAUCCCUGACAACCAGCUGUUGUUGAGAACGUCCAAGAGGCGCUGCAGCAGAGCAUCUGGGAGGCAUCAAAGAAACUUGUUUGGCAUGUUGUCUGGUCCUGUUGCCUUCCUGACAGACAAUGAGGGUUGACUUGAUUGACAUGCAGAGUCAGCAAGACGGGGAGUAUCAGUUCAUUUUGAACUACCAAGAUCACCUAACUAAGUUUGUGUGCCUCCGACCUCUGAAGACGAAAACUGCUGAGGAGGUCGCCUACCACCUGGUAGACAUAUUCUGCGACAAAGGUGCUCCUCAUAUCCUACAAUCUGACAAUGGUCGAGAGUUUUGCAAUAAGUUGAUUACGGAAGUCCUCGUCCUGUGGCCCGGGUGCAAGUUAGUCCAUGGCAAACCACGUCAUUCUCAAUCUCAAGGUUCUGUAGAAAGGGCUAACAAAGACGUUGAAGCAAUACUUGCCUGCUGGCAAAAAGAUUAUAACACAACAAAAUGGUCUGAGGACUGCGCUUCGUGCAAUGGCAGAAGAACACACGGUUUCACAGAGGAAUUGGGAGAACACCCUAUGAAGCAAUGUUUGGCCAGAAAUCUCAUCUUGGCGUUACUGCAACGAAUUUACCGGAGGACGUAGUGGAUGGAUUAGAGACGGAGGAGCAGCUCGCUGAAGCAUUAGCAGCUGAUAACAUUCAGGACAGCACAACUUCCAUGUGCAAGGACUGUGGAGGUCCUUGCUCUAUGGAUGAUGAUAUCUGCCAUCUCUGUGAACGAAAGCUGGGGAUUCAAGCUGAACGAGAAGGAGCUAGAAGAAAGCAACACAGUCAAGCAGAGAAAAUGCAGCUGGUGUCAACUAUGCGAUUCAAGAAAGCGGAGGUCGGUGACAGUGUAAUGGUUCCGAUCCUCUUGUUGAUCGUGGGCGCGCAGAAUUCCCUAAUGCGAAGGCUGUUGUACUUCAAGUGGAUGACAGUGGGACAUGCAAACUUGGAACGAGGCACGGAUUUUGAAACAACUUUACUCGAGAAAUCAGUUCACUCCUUGUGAGCAGCAGUUCCUGUCAAUUGAUGAUGUGCCCCAGGAAAAAGAGAUAAGCUUACGUGAAGUAGCAAAUGCAGAUUCUGUGGGCCAUGGACAAGGAUUUAUAAAGUGUACCUGCUCUAUGUCUUGUAAUAACAACAGAUGUAAGUGUUUUAAAAAAGAAUGUCUGCAACAGCCGAUGCAAAUGUGGUUCUUCAUGUAAAAACAAGUAAACUUUAAUAAUUCUAAAUUGCUUCUUUAUCUUUGUAUUAAAAUUUGUUUAUUCUUCUAUAGUAAUGUCAACUAUUUUGGUAAAGUACUUGAAUACUUGAUAUAAAACAAUAUUUAUUUAUUGAAAUAAAAUAGAAAUGGUCAACGUC
Portunus trituberculatus (swimming crab) is the source of this 3244-nucleotide messenger RNA. RefSeq names its product KRAB-A domain-containing protein 2-like. Gene Ontology annotation, molecular function: nucleic acid binding. NCBI's taxonomy places the organism in Eukaryota, Metazoa, Arthropoda, Malacostraca, Decapoda, Portunidae. The transcript is spliced from 4 exons. The coding region runs from base 1984 to 2484 and encodes 166 amino acids. Gene Ontology annotation, biological process: DNA integration. The record is from RefSeq and is a predicted model, not a curated record.